UCGCGUUUCCAGUUAAACUUUUACCGAAAAGGCGGACGGACGGGUCUUGAAGUCAAUCGUCGGGCUCCGCAGUUUCUACGCGAUUCGGCUCCUGGGUUCCUGACAGCCUCCAAGAGAUUUCAAAUAAUCCAAAACCAAAUCCAAAUAAAUACGAAGUGCUGAAAGUAUUUGCAGGAAUUAUUCAUAUGAAAAUUACCACAAAAAACGGGGAAAAUCGAGCACAGAAUUCCAAAAAUAAUUCAAACCUCUGCGGAUCAAAAUAAAUAAAUAAGUGAAAAUAUUUUCAGGAAUUAUUCAAAUGAAAAUACCCACAAAAAUACGCAAGAAAUUGUAUCUGUUCGUGCUACUUGAAAUCAAUGAAAAAUUCAAUGCUAUUAGUGUGUGCGAAACGAAAAUAAAUAUCGGCCAGUAUCUGCCUGUGUCUACAUAAGUAUGAAUGGAAAAAGUGCUCAAGAGUAAAUAGGCCGAAAGUCAAAACAAAGAAUAUCUUGGACAAACUUGUGCAGUUUCUUCGUGGCUGUUUUCCAACGGCAGUGCUAUUAUUAAAGUAAUUUGUCCGACACUUGCCACCUGUUCGACGACUUUUGGAAACACACAAUUUAUGCAAACGACUUCGAGAAGAAAGCCGAUCCGAUCCACAGCGCCAGCAACAGAAAGUGAGAGUGUCGCCAGUCGUUGACCCAGUAUUGAACGAGAAACGCGUCGAAGACAUUCGCUGAGCCUUAAUCCAAGGAGAGAGACGGCAAGAAUCUCGGAGAAAGAGAUAGCAGGCAGCCCUGGCGACAAUCAUACAGUCCACAAAAACGACAGCGGCAAGCCACAGAGAUUUAUUGAAAGAGAUACCCGGAGUACAAGGCAUAAAAGUCAAUGACCACAUCAACUGGCGGCCGCAGGCAGCGAUUUUAUUAAGCAUACGCCCCCACAUAAAUUAGUAAUCAAGCGACGCGGCCCGAGGCGAAACUAAUAAGAGGGCUUAUUUUUAUUGAAAUUAUGAUUAAUGACAAGAGCGGCGAAGUAAAGUGCGGCACGGUGGCGUAUACGCAAUGAUGCUGAAGCCCGAAGAGGUGAUAAUGCUGGGCAGCAGGUCAGCACUGGGUUACUCAUACGCCGCGUUAGCCCGCUGCCACUAUUGAAAGACUGAUGGCUUUGGCUGGACAGGAUUGGCGGCGCCAUCAGAGCCACCGCCACCGCAGAAACCACGGAAACCACCAGAAACUGAUCUCCACCGCCACGCUGACUCUGUUCGUGCUCUUCCUGAGCAGCUGGAUAGCCUAUGCGGCGGGCAAGGCCACCGUUUCUGCUCCGCUCGUGGAAGGCGAGACGGAGUCGUCCUCCUCGCAGGACUUCAACAGCAGCAGCGCCUUCCUGGGGGCCAUAGCCUCGGCCUCGGCCUCGUCCUCGGGAUCCGGAUCCGGAUCCCUUGGACUCUCCUCGAUGAACAGCAGUCCCAUUGCCAUAGUCUCGUAUCAAGGAAUCACCAGCAGCUACUUAGGGGACAGCAACACCACCUUGAUACCAUUGUCGGAUACUCCCUUGCUCCUGGAGGAGUUUGCCGCCGGGGAGUUCGUUUUACCACCCCUAACAUCCAUAUUCGUCAGCAUUGUCCUGCUGAUUGUGAUCCUGGGCACUGUGGUGGGCAAUGUCCUGGUCUGCAUAGCCGUUUGCAUGGUUCGGAAACUGAGGAGGCCCUGCAACUACCUUCUGGUCUCACUGGCCCUCUCGGAUCUCUGCGUGGCUCUGUUGGUGAUGCCCAUGGCCCUGCUCUAUGAAGUGCUAGAGAAGUGGAACUUCGGCCCGCUGCUCUGCGACAUCUGGGUGUCCUUCGACGUGCUCUGCUGCACAGCGUCGAUCCUAAACCUGUGUGCCAUAUCCGUUGAUCGAUAUCUGGCCAUCACGAAACCCCUGGAGUACGGGGUCAAGAGGACUCCCCGGCGAAUGAUGCUGUGCGUUGGCAUUGUUUGGCUGGCAGCCGCCUGCAUUUCACUGCCUCCUCUGCUGAUCCUGGGGAACGAGCACGAGGACGAGGAGGGCCAGCCCAUCUGCACGGUGUGUCAGAACUUCGCAUAUCAGAUCUAUGCCACCUUGGGAUCGUUCUACAUACCGCUCUCGGUGAUGCUGUUUGUGUACUACCAGAUCUUCAGGGCGGCGAGACGGAUUGUCCUGGAGGAGAAACGGGCACAGACGCAUCUGCAGCAGGCUCUCAAUGGCACAGGGUCGCCCACUGCUCCGCAGGCUCCCACUCUGGGCCACACAGAGUUGGCCAGCUCCGGGAAUGGGCAGAGGCACAGUAGCGUAGGAAACACCUCGCUCACCUACUCCACCUGUGGCGGCUUAAGCAGCGGAGGGGGAGCCCUUGCCGGACAUGGUAGUGGUGGUGGCGUGAGUGGCUCCACAGGACUCCUGGGCUCUCCGCACCACAAGAAGCUGCGGUUUCAACUGGCCAAGGAAAAGAAGGCCUCCACCACCCUGGGCAUCAUCAUGUCCGCCUUUACCGUCUGUUGGCUGCCCUUCUUCAUCCUGGCUCUCAUUCGUCCUUUCGAGACGAUGCAUGUCCCGGCGUCGCUCUCGUCCUUGUUCCUCUGGCUGGGCUAUGCCAACUCCCUGCUGAACCCCAUUAUCUACGCCACCCUGAAUAGGGAUUUCCGCAAGCCCUUCCAGGAGAUCCUCUACUUCCGCUGCUCCAGCCUGAACACCAUGAUGCGGGAGAACUAUUACCAGGAUCAGUACGGAGAGCCUCCUUCGCAGCGGGUGAUGCUGGGCGAUGAGAGGCAUGGAGCCAGGGAGAGCUUCCUCUAGGCCUUCCCCAGGGACAUCAACCAGGAUAAGGGCACAGCCAAGCGGAUCUGAGCCGAAUAUGUUGGAAGGAUCUUCCUAGGUUUCCGGAAGAAGGCGAUUCCUCUGCUCGACACACUCACACUCUUAAGUAUACACACUGGGAUGGAGAUCCAACUAAACUAGAAAAUACAAUGUUCUAUGGUGGAGGAGUAGUUCCUUGACGCUUUCAACUUUCACUUUUCUGUAUAAAAGUUCCAGAACAGUUGUUUAAAUUGUUAGCCAGAACGAUCUGUUAAAUAAGUUUCAGAGUGCAGACUCCUAGUUAGUAUUUGACUUACAGAAUCAUGAGAAGAUGUCUUUGCUUUAGCUGGUCAAAAAGAAGAACGUAAAAGGAACUACUUCCCACCAUAAUUUGUCAGCCCAGUACACACACACAUGGAUAUUUGUAUGUAGUAGUGUUAGUAGUGCGUAUCUCUGUAUAUGUGCACCGCCCCUGAAGCUCGCAUUAAAGUGCGAAUCGUAGACGACUCCUCUAAAUGUAACUUGUUGUUGUAAUUUUAAAUGUAGAACUAAGCAAUCGACGUGGUCCAUACCACACAUACACAUAUACAAACACACUCACAAACCAAACACACACACACACAUACACGGUUGUAACUGUGACAGGUUUCUACGGUUCCUUUUAUGUUUCGAAAACAAUCAGCACCGGAUAUGAGACACAAUCGUUAUCGAAUCUAUUGAUACCUCCCCGAGCCCACGAACCCACCCUAGCUCCCCUAGAAAAGCCCACAAGUCCCAUCCCAAGAUUUGCCAGCGUAGUUAGUUGAUUUGCGAUACUCAAACUGAGCCAAAAAUUAAAUUUACGAACUGCGGACUGCAGCCAAAUUAAGCCUACUGAUUAACCUAGAUAUAUUUAUGUUUGUGCAAGAAGCUAUCCACUGUAAAUACCCAGCCACCUGCGGCUCUGUCUAUAAGCUAUAUAUAUAUAUUAAUAUAUAAAUAUAUAGAUAAAGUAGCCUAUAUAUAUAUGUGUACACUGUGCGGCUCAAGCUGCAGCUCAAGUGAGAAGAACUAAAUUGUAUUUUGUAACUUUCUGCAUUAGUCUUUCGUUGUAUUUUGUAUGAAAAGUCACGCCUCUCUGUGAUACCAAACAUUAAGCAUUACUUUUAUGUUUAGAUCGAAGCUGCAUCAAACGUAAUACACACAUACCUAUACAUAUAGAUAUAGUCAACUAAGUGUGCAUGUUUUUAUUGUAUAUGUAUGUAGCACUGCGAGAAGUGCAUUAUGAUAUUCGCCACAAAGCAACCGACAAAAACGAUGGAAACUGAGCUAUUCGUAACUUGAUGAGAUAAACUAUCAACUAUUUACAUAACCCAUACACGCCUACACCCCCACACACCCAUCAAAUUAAGUGAAAUUGAAAAUGGAAAAUGUAAAACGGCAAACGGAUAAUGGAAAAGGAAAAGAAAAACAAACAACGGCAAACGAGCAUGACAAACUAAGCGCAGCUAAUUAUACGCAAACCGAACUAAAGUUCAUUACAAAAACAAACAUCAAAUAUUAUAAUUAAAAACAAAAAGCAAGUAAUUGAGAAUAACAAACAAAUAAGAACUAAAACACUUUCCGAGUGAAGCUUACAAAACUGCAAACUGCAUUUGAAAACUGUUUUCCCAACAAAAAAACAUGCGGAAAUUAAGGCAUCAAAUAAAAGGCAAACCGUAUCAAUGUAAUAU
Molecule: messenger RNA, 4508 nt
Organism: Drosophila eugracilis
Lineage: Eukaryota; Metazoa; Arthropoda; Insecta; Diptera; Drosophilidae
Gene: 5-HT7
Product: 5-hydroxytryptamine receptor 1
Exons: 4
Coding region: 1141-2796 (551 amino acids)
Biological process (GO): adenylate cyclase-activating adrenergic receptor signaling pathway
Cellular component (GO): membrane
Molecular function (GO): G protein-coupled amine receptor activity
Source: RefSeq, a predicted model, not a curated record